Molecule: messenger RNA, 981 nt
Organism: Triticum aestivum (bread wheat)
Lineage: Eukaryota; Viridiplantae; Streptophyta; Magnoliopsida; Poales; Poaceae
Product: GDSL esterase/lipase At2g27360-like
Exons: 5
Coding region: 1-981 (326 amino acids)
Molecular function (GO): hydrolase activity, acting on ester bonds
Source: RefSeq, a predicted model, not a curated record
AUGGCCACCAAGAUGCGCAAGCUGCCGUCCGCCGUUUUGCUGUUCCUCUUGGUCGCGGACCUGGGCUGGGCAUGGGCGCUGAUCCCUUCUCCCUCCCCCGCAGGCCUCUCCGCCAGGCGCUACGACUCCAUCUUCAGCUUCGGCGACUCCUACGCCGACACCGGCAACAACCCCGUCGUCUUCGCCGCCAACUCCGUCUUCAACCUUGUCACGCGGCCACCCUACGGCUCCACCUUCUUCGGCCAUCCCACCGGCCGCAACUCCGACGGCCGCCUCAUCAUCGACUUCAUCGCUCAGCGCCUCGGCCUGCCGCUCGUCCCGCCGUCCCUGGCGCACAACGGGAGCUUCCGCCAAGGCGCCAACUUCGCCGUCGGGGGCGCCACCGCUCUCGACGCCGCUUUCUUCCACGACGGGUCCGAUCCCGGCAACAAGUUCCCUCUCAACACCAGCUUGGGCGUCCAGCUGCAGUGGCUCGAGGCUCUCAAGCCUUCUCUCUGCCGCACAACCCAAGAGUGCGAGGCAUUCUUCGGCAGAUCCCUCUUCUUCGUGGGCGAAUUCGGGGUGAACGACUACCACUUCUCUUUCCCCACCAAGAGCCUGCAAGAGAUCACGUCGUCCGUUCCGGAUGUGAUCAGGACCAUCUCCAUGGCAAUCGAGGAGGCCCUGGAGAAGCUCCGGGGCAGGCACCCGGACGCCAUGAUUGUCUACGCCGACCUCUUCGGCCCCAUCAUGGACAUGGUUGAGUCACCUCGCAAAUAUGGGUUUGAAGAAGAUGUUCUUACCAACUGUUGCGGAAGGCCUGGGGCACUUAUCUGCGGCGAUGAAGGUGCAAACCUAUGUGAGAAACCGGCUGCUCGUCUGUUCUGGGAUGUCGCCCACUUGACGGAGGCGGCUUACCGCUACAUCGCCGAUGGCUGGCUGGGCAGCAUAGACUCCCCUGUGUUAGAGAUAUAUUUGGGUUACAUGUAUUUGCUAGUUUAG